AGUCUACUUAGUCUGUGGUAGAAGGGUGAGUGAACUGCCUCAUUGUUAUUUAUUGCAUUUGACUCUAAUAAUACAUUAAUUAGCCGUUUUACGGGUACAGUGAGUGCAAUAACAUACAUAACAGGUCGUGACAGCCAUGCCGAUGUGAGUAAUAUCAAAGGUGUGGCGCGUUGGUCUGGGGCGUUGUUUCUUAGUGUACCAGUGACGUUUAGUGUUACGAAAAAUAUUCCUACUAUCUCGUCGCAAAAUGACCGAGUACAAGUUAGUGGUGGUAGGGGCUGGUGGCGUCGGUAAAUCCGCAUUGACUAUACAGCUGAUUCAAAAUCAUUUCGUGGAUGAGUACGAUCCAACGAUCGAGGAUUCGUAUAGGAAACAAGUGGUUAUAGACGGGGAGACGUGUCUGUUAGAUAUAUUGGAUACGGCGGGUCAAGAAGAGUACUCCGCUAUGAGGGACCAAUAUAUGCGGACAGGGGAGGGGUUCUUGUUGGUGUUCGCGGUGAAUAGUGCUAAGAGUUUCGAGGACAUUGGAUCAUACAGAGAGCAGAUAAAGCGAGUGAAGGACGCGGAAGAAGUGCCGAUGGUGUUAGUAGGUAACAAGUGCGACCUUCAGGCAUGGGCUGUCGACAUGACGCAAGCGCGAGAGGUGGCGCGAAGUUAUGGUGUACCAUUCGUAGAAACAUCAGCAAAAACCCGUAUGGGCGUAGACGAUGCCUUCUACACUCUAGUCCGGGAGAUCCGCAAGGACAAAGAGAGCCGCGGUAAGAAAUACAGAAGAGGGAACAAACUCGGAUCCCGGCGUACUUUUAAAUGUACACUUAUUUAAAUUAAGAUGCUAAGUUUUAUGGAUAUUUCUAAUUUGACUUCGAUACUUUGGAGUUUCCCUUUUUAUAGCUCCCUUAUCAAAUGUUGAUAAUUUAAAAAUAUUGUAUACGGAGUGGUCUUAUUUAGCUCUGCAUUUGACGUUCUCAUGUCAUAAUGGUGCCAUUUAUUAUUAAGAAAGUUUUUUUAUUCAUAACACUCGGAGUAAUUAAUGAAAGUAAUUAAAUUAAUUGCAUUAUCUUAUUUCAAAUGGAUAUAUAAAUAUUUGCCACUUCAAUUUUUAUUUCAAAUGCAGAAUCUAAAUAACACCUAAUUUGUAUAUAACUCAUAAAUAUCUCUUAUUUGAUCUUACAAAGUUAUCCAUCAUUAAUAGAAAAUAUCACAAAUACAUAGCGUAUAAAUAGGUAUUUUAUAAUAAAUUCCAAUUAAAUAUCAACUACGUACAAUGUUUGAUAACUUAGUAAAUCUCAACAAAUGAUAACAUCUACAAUCCAUUUCAGUUUAAAUUGUACAACAUGUUUAAACAAAUAAAACUAUAAUAAAACCACUUGUCUGGAGUUAAUCUUUAAUACUUAUAUAUAAUUUAUUACAUCGACUCGACAUUGCAGGGACUAUAAUAUAUUUUUCUUCAAGUUAUCCACUGUCUAAAGAAGUAAUACAUAAAUAUAUUGUAUUAAUAUAAUUAUAUUUGAAGCACAAUUUACUUGGAUACCUAGCUUAGCAUAGCUGAUAUAUAGACGAGACGGAUUAUUCGAUGAUAAACAUAGAAAAUGAAUUGACCAGUCAGAAUAACCUCAAAAAUGUAUCAUGUAAAAUUUGAAAGAUAGUUUGUGGCCAAUAACAAUACUGUCUUUGGUUAUAAUGGCGGGCAACAAUAUCAAUGUGUAGUUAGUAAGUUGCUAGCUAAACAAAUAGCUCAUGAAUAUAAAAUAAAGCCCGCGUUGUCCGUAUUUCUAUUUUUUUUUUUUAUUACUACACCCUUAUUGGCCGCAGUCUCUUUUUCUCUCAUACUUUGCCGACCGUAUUUACUUGAUAGCGGAACUCUCGGUCAAUUUAUUCCUAUGUAUCGGCGCAAUGUAAGCUCCUGAGUCCGUUGCGUAGAAAUAGUUGAAAUUAUUCUUACUGGUUACCAUCCUCAUUAGUGUUGCAUAUCGAUAGUCCACUAUUGAUAGACUAUCGGUAGUUAAGGUGUAAGCGAUACUAUCGAUAGCUCCCCAUGAGCAAU
Molecule: messenger RNA, 2044 nt
Organism: Vanessa tameamea
Lineage: Eukaryota; Metazoa; Arthropoda; Insecta; Lepidoptera; Nymphalidae
Gene: Ras85D
Product: GTPase HRas
Exons: 2
Coding region: 248-823 (191 amino acids)
Biological process (GO): epidermal growth factor receptor signaling pathway; Ras protein signal transduction
Cellular component (GO): plasma membrane
Molecular function (GO): GTPase activity; GDP binding; GTP binding
Source: RefSeq, a predicted model, not a curated record